AGCGCUGAGCAGAUCGAGCUAUAGGGCUUUGGAGCGCUUCGCUUUGCACAGUCGAGUGAACUGGUGAGGAACGAUACAGUACACUACAGUAGAAAAAUAGUGGGGGAGACGAGAGUAAACAACCACCUUAGACGCAGACAACCAUAACCUUAUCGGCUGCCGUAUAAGGGUAUCUUUGAGUCGCCUGCAGCGCAGAAAGAGCACUCGUAUUUUGAGAAGAAUUUGGCUACAUACCGCGCAGGAGGAUCAUAUCUAGCAAAGGAGCAGCGGUGAGAGAAGCACGAGAUACGGAGACAUGGCUGCGACAACCUGUACACGAUUCACGGACGAAUUUCAGCUAUAUGAAGAGCUGGGAAAGGGAGCCUUUUCAGUGGUGCGCAGAUGUGUCAAGCUGUGUACUGGACAGGAAUAUGCCGCCAAAAUAAUCAACACCAAAAAGCUAUCUGCAAGAGAUCACCAGAAGCUAGAGAGAGAGGCCCGUAUUUGUCGCCUGCUCAAGCACUCCAACAUCGUUCGUCUUCAUGACAGUAUAUCAGAGGAAGGCUUCCACUAUCUCCUAUUUGACUUGGUGACUGGAGGGGAGCUGUUCGAGGACAUCGUAGCCAGAGAGUACUACAGUGAGGCUGAUGCCAGUCAUUGCAUCCAGCAGAUCCUGGAGGCGGUGCUACACUGCCAUCAAAUGGGCGUGGUGCACCGAGACCUGAAGCCAGAGAACCUGCUCCUGGCCAGCAAAUGCAAGAAUGCUGCCGUCAAGCUGGCUGACUUUGGCCUUGCCAUCGAGGUACAGGGGGAUCAGCAAGCCUGGUUUGGAUUUGCUGGCACACCGGGAUACCUGUCCCCUGAGGUUCUGAGAAAGGAGGCAUAUGGCAAACCUGUGGACAUCUGGGCCUGCGGGGUGAUUCUGUAUAUCCUGCUGGUGGGCUACCCUCCCUUCUGGGACGAGGACCAGCACAAACUGUACCAACAGAUAAAAGCAGGGGCAUACGAUUUUCCCUCCCCAGAGUGGGACACAGUCACUCCAGAGGCUAAGAACCUGAUUAACCAGAUGUUGACCAUCAACCCUGCCAAGAGGAUCACUGCCCAGGAGGCCCUCAAACACCCAUGGGUCUGCCAACGUUCUACAGUGGCAUCCAUGAUGCACAGGCAGGAGACCGUGGAGUGCCUGAAGAAAUUCAACGCCAGGAGGAAACUCAAGGGGGCCGUGCUCACGGCUAUGCUGGUUUCACGGAACUUCUCUGUCGGCUGUCGCUCCACCGCUCCAAUCAGCAUCACUGCCGCUGCGGCAGCUGCAUCCGCGGCAGCGGGCUCCACCACUGGGCUGGUGGAACAAGCAGCCAAAAGUUUGCUCAACAAGAAGGCAGAUGUCAAGGAACGUAGGUCCAGCUCCGCUGUGCGGCACAUGCCCCAGACACCACAGACAAACAGCACCAAAAACAGCAUAGUCACCAGCCCUAAAGGAAACGUCCCUACUCCUGUUCUGGAGCCUCAGACCACUGUUAUCCAUAAUCCAGUGGAUGGGACUAAGGAAUCAUCUGACAGCAGCAACACGGUGGAGGACGAAGAUGUCAAAGGGAAGAGUAUAGACAGUUCAGUAAAGACCGAGUCCCAGCCUGACACCUUUGCCCCACAGCCCCAGGUCUCCUCGCCCGCUGUGUACUCCACCAAGCUGUCAGACCUGUUUGGCGUUGUACGCAAGGCAUCAGGGCCCAUGUCUGACGGGGAAGGGGCCACCAGCACACCUCCACCCCCUCUAGCCAACCCCUCUGUCGCCGCCUCCCCACCCAUGGCUCACACCCCCAUGCAGCUGUCCCGUCUUUCAGACCUAGUGAGCAAUGUUCGCGGUCGCCUGCCCCAGCCCCUCCCCCCGUCAAACCUGCGCCCCCGAGGUAGAGGUGGCACCAGCCCCAGGCCCACCCCCUCAUCACACCCCACCUCCCCUCCCUCCAUGUCCCCCUCCAGCCUCUCCCUCACCUCUCAGACACGCAAACAAGAGAUCAUCAAGAUCACUGAACAGCUGAUCGAGGCUGUCAACAAUGGAGACUUUGAGGCAUACGCUAAGAUCUGUGAUCCUGGCCUGACCUCCUUUGAACCUGAGGCCCUGGGAAACCUGGUGGAAGGAAUGGACUUCCACAGAUUCUACUUUGAGAACCUCCUGUCUAAGAACAGUAAGCCUAUCCACACCACAAUCCUGAAUCCCCACGUCCACCUGAUUGGAGAGGACGCUGCCUGCAUCGCCUACAUCCGCCUCACCCAAUUCGUUGAUGGCCAGGGCCAUCCACGCUCCAGCCAAUCAGAGGAGACUAGGGUAUGGCACCGCCGGGAGUCCAAGUGGCAGAACGUUCACUUCCACUGCUCGGGUGCGCCUGCCGCGCCACUCCAGUGAGGAGUAGAAUGCCAUAGCCACAUCUAACAAGAGUGCUCUGCUGGAGAGAGAUAGAGGGAGAGCAAGUCCAGUGUCGGGUGGCUCUGAGUCCGCAGCGCCAGACGCCUCCCACACUAGAUACCUAGCAUGCAUCUCUUCUUUACGACUACCUAUCGCCACCCGCCACUGUAUCCACUGACAACCAUCUCAACAACCAACCAACCAUCCAACAACAAUCUAUUGUUUUUUCCAACAACAACCCCCUUCUCCCCCUCAAGCCCAAACUUUGGAUAAAUUCACGUUUUGCCCCUUUUCUCCAACCCCAACCCCUCCAACCCAACCACUGCCACACCUAUGGCCAAUAUUGGGCUGUGGGUAGGGAGUGUUUCGAGGGGUAUGAUGGGGGGUGUUGGGGUGUUUUCUUGGCCUCAUUGUGCAUUUUGAUUCUUCGUCUUAUGUUACAUGAUGUUCCCUCUUCUUCCUCUUGUGAAUCUUCACUUGUGUUGCGUAACACUACACAGGAAAUACAGUAUGUAAAGUUUUAAGUAAAAUCUAUUAUUAUUAUGAUUAUUACUAUUACACAAUUGAAAUUGUAUAUGUAAUUUGUAUAAUUCAAAUGAUUGAUGCCAGUGGUUUCUAGAGUUGAAGGAAAUCUUUUGUUUUCUCUAUCUUUUUAAGGAAGCAUGUUGUUUUUCAGUAUUCACAGUGGCUGUUUUCUAUUGUGGCUUUUAAGUGACAAAAUGGUAUUGGUCGUUUUUGUAUAAGCUUCUUGUAUUUAAUCUAUUAUAUUAUACUAGACCAAAGCUCAUGUUUAAGAAAAAUAACUUUUGGGAGAAGGGGGGUGUUAGACGUGGUGUGGAGGAAGCGAGUGUGUGAAUGUUAGAAAUGUGUGUGUGUUUCUGUGUGUGCGUGUGUGUGGAACCAAGUACAUGGGAGUAUUAGUCCAUAGGUGGCCGGUUUUAUCAACUGGUUUGAAUUUUCAGCUUUGUAAUGUGAAUAGCUGGAAAUGGGGUUGGCUUGGUUUGGUGUCUUCCGUCGUCCGGUCACAAUCAACUGUACGAAACGAGAUUCAACAGUAACAGAGGCUUUUAUUGUAUUUCACACUAAUCAUGUUUUUGCCUUUUUUGUGUUUAUUAUUAUUAACAUAUCUCAGAGGGUAGACCUACCGGUUCUCUCUUACACUGGUGUUUGCCGUUGGUGUGUGGGAAGGCUCUGUGAUCCCCAGUGCUCCCGGUGGUUCGAUUAGAUAUUGCGGUACACUGCACUGCACCUCCUGCACUGCACUGCACAAACUGCAAAUGAGGCCUCUAUAGAAUUUUACAGCCGCUAGAAAACAAGUAAAUAAACAAUACCAGAGCAGUAUUAUGCUAUAGUGUCCAUACAUAUCAACUUCACUACUUAUUAUUCAACAUCUUAAAACAGUUUUGCAGUCUCUUUAAAACAGUACAGUACCUAUAACACCUCUGACAUCUCAUCUUUCUGUACAGGGAUGCUUUUUGAACCUUUGGUGAGUAGAGAUGAAGCCUUACACACUUAAAUCCUUACUGCGUCCCAAGGUGCCACUGUCCUUUCUCUCACACGUCAACCUUGAGCCAAGUUGCACUCUGAACCUAUAUAAAAUCUGGAAACUACUGAGGUCCUGCGUUGCAUAGAGCCGUGCCUAGGGCUCCAUGCCUGUUUAAUAUGUUUAGUGGGGUUUAAUGGAGAGCUAACAGGGCAGGCUGUUGGAUUGGAGAGAUGUGGGCCUGUGCAGUCUGCGGGUAGCAGGUGUUUUAGUGGUGAGGUCAAGUAAAUGUGUGGGUGUUUACUUUGCGUACACCUUGUCCCUCUGUCCUGUGGUCUCUAGUUGUUGCUGCUCAUUUCAGAGUGGAAGAAUGUGACUGAGGUCUCAGGGUAUCCAGAAGACUGUGUAUAAGGGAAUAGCUCCUGUGUUGGUUUUCCACAUGAUGGAGAUUUGAGAGGAGAGGAGAGGCUUUAUUUCAGCAGUCCUAUCAGUCCUCUACCUUCAGUCCACAACUUACUUUUGUUAUGAUUUUUAUGUAUAUUACAUUUUCACAUUUGUAAUAUCAUCUUCAUUGACUUGUGUUACUAUUGCAUGUUAUUGACUAGUGUUACUACUCAUUGUGUUUUUUUGCCAGUGUGAGAUGGACAGAUGGAUUUACAUGUUUUAGGAAGAGAUGGCUUCACACACCCAUGUAUAUGUAUAUGAAGAAAAAUCAGCUCUGGAGUGUUUGGUAAUGUUGCAGGCCGACUAUAUCACAGUCGUUGCAUUUCAUCAACAAAUGGUUUGCGUGUCACAUCGUGGACUGUGCAGUCGGGUAUCCGGUUACUAUAAUAUAUUAUAGGAUGGGGUUAUCUGAUAUGUUAAAUACCUAUCCAGACGAUGUGAGAUCUGUCAGGUGUCUGCAACAUAUAGUCAGCCAGGAAGUUGAUCGAAGUUUUGCAUUUUGGAUCUAAGUGAGUGUUGUUGUUUUUUUGCCAUUCUACCACCAUAGUUGUUAUGCCUGCUUGUGAUUGGCUGCCUUUGGAAGUGUCUCAUUAUUAUUGGCCUGACAAUUUUGACCAUCUCAAUGAAUAGUGAGGUGGUCAGCCGGUUGGUUAGUCCUCAGGUUUAUAUUUAUUUAUUUAUUUAUUUUAUUGGUCAGUUAUGUGCUUUUUCUUCAAUGUUUUAUUUAGUUUUUCCCUCUAUACAGCUCACGUAAAUGUUAAAUUACUCUCUGUGGCAUUGUGAUUUGGGGCGGCAGGUAGCCUAGUGGUUAGAGCAGGCCAGUAACCAAAAGGUUGCUGGGUUGAAUCCCCGAGCUGACAAGGUAAAAAACUGUCAUUCUGCCCCUGAACAAGGCAGUUAUAACCCACUGUUCCACGGUAGGCCGUCAUUGUAAAUAAGAAUUUGUUCUUAACUGACUUGCCUAAAUAAAGGCUGAAUUUUUUUUAAAUGUAGAGGUCCUCUUCUAAUGUCCCUAGAAGUGUUCCUGAGUGAUUGAGCCAACCAAACAUGUGAACCGACCUCUUCCCCCUCUCCAAACAAAUAAGAAAUAGCAGCAUGUACAAAGCAGCAUGUAUUAGCUAUUAACUAGCAUCUUAGCUGGCAUUUCUUUGCAUGAUAGUCAACAGGACACUAGUUUUGGUGUUAACCCUGAAUUGUCUCCUAAUUUUUCAUUUUCUACUGAACGCUGGUGUACUAAACCUUUCUCAAUCUAUUUUCUGAGCUUUUUAAGUGCAUAAAACUAUUUUUGUCUCGAGACGACAUAGCGAAGAUAGACGAGUGGCUGACUUUGAUAUUGAUGAUUAUGACAAGGAGGAGGAUGAUGAUGAUGAUGAUGAACAUGAACAUGUAAUGAUGAUUCUAUAGCAUGCUUUUAUAUGGAGCUCAGUGUUGUCAAUCCAGAGUGGCUUACUUCUAUACAUACAGCAGAGAGAGGAUCACCUCAAACCAUAAGCAUUUCCAGUGACUCUUGCUCAACUGAACUUGCAUGUGGGACUUGGGGGGAAAUCCUAACUCCCAUUUAAGUACAUUUUUAACAUAGUAUUGCAUUUGAUGUCACUGGUACUGUAGACUAAGUGGACAUUUUACUUACAGGGAAUGCAUAAUCUCAAACAGCAACAAUCAAAUAUAGUAGAACAUGGAGUAGGCCUUGAUAGGCUCAAAGAUGCCCUCUGGUGGUUAAAAUGAGCAUUCAAGGCAUGCACUGCGACGUACUGAAUCCUAGCCACAGCAUACUGCACAAUAUACACACUGGACUAUGUUUCGUUGAGUUAAUUUUUGAAACGUUUUAAACAAUAGGAAUACAAAGUGCACCCAUCCAGUGACUAGACCACCUGUACUGAAAACACUGAGCUAGUAUCUCUGUAGUAUUUAUUUAACUCUUUUCCUAGUCCCUCUGUUUAAAAACUUUAUUCAAUCAUUUCUCUGCAGUUGGGUCUUAGUUUUGUUUUUGUCAGUUUGGGUUUCUUCUGUAGAAUACAUUUAUCCUAUAUUUCUCUGAUUCUUCUGAUUAUUGUGCUACCCCAAUGUGCUACAUGUGUUUCUCAAACUUAAGGAAAUGUGUUAAGGUGUUAUCAAUAAAAUGACAAUUUAAAUAAAAAUAAGUUAAUUAUCA
Oncorhynchus tshawytscha (Chinook salmon) is the source of this 6462-nucleotide messenger RNA. Its product is annotated as calcium/calmodulin-dependent protein kinase type II subunit beta. The coding region runs from base 296 to 2383 and encodes 695 amino acids. NCBI's taxonomy places the organism in Eukaryota, Metazoa, Chordata, Actinopteri, Salmoniformes, Salmonidae. The record is from RefSeq and is a predicted model, not a curated record. Gene Ontology annotation, biological process: protein phosphorylation. The transcript has 25 exons. Gene Ontology annotation, molecular function: calmodulin binding; ATP binding; calcium/calmodulin-dependent protein kinase activity. Gene Ontology annotation, cellular component: neuron projection; cytoplasm.